AUGUCUCUAAAUUCUCGGAUCGGCUUUGACAUUCGCCCAUCACAAUAUAUCUUUGGUCUUCAAGCCGUCCCGCUAGUGGCCAGCGGUAUAUACACACUGCUGUGGCCGGAAAUCGCCGCCAACUAUACAGGCUCUCCCUUACAAGGAUUGGAUCCUGGAACCAUUCAAGCCAUGAGGUAA
Messenger RNA from Penicillium malachiteum, 180 nucleotides. RefSeq lists its product as uncharacterized. The transcript has a single exon. Bases 1 to 180 code for a protein of 59 amino acids. The record is from RefSeq and is a predicted model, not a curated record. NCBI's taxonomy places the organism in Eukaryota, Fungi, Ascomycota, Eurotiomycetes, Eurotiales, Aspergillaceae.